AGGAACAGCACAAACAAUAUGAUGCUCUUCAAAACCAGGAUGAGAGCCAGGAACAAAUAGCUGUUAGCCAAAAAAUAGCAAUAUACAUGGCUAAUAAAGUGUCUGUCACAAUAUGGAAAGGAGAUUUAUGUGCCUUCAAAGUGGAUGCAAUUGUGAAUGCAGCUAAUGAAAGUCUCUCUCACAUGGGUGGACUUGCAAAGGCACUGUCUGCUACUGGAGGACGUACUAUCCAAGCAGAGAGUGAUGUCUUCAUUGCCAAAAAUGGCAAAUUAAAGGCAGGACAAGUUGCAGUUACCACAGCAGGCAAACUACCUUGCAUGAAGCUGAUUCAUUUGGUAGGCCCGUGUCUGCAGAAUGACCCCACAGUGCACAUGAUAUCGCAUGCAAAGAAACUUCUAACUAAAGGUAUUUUGAAUGUCAUGACAUGUGCAGAAGAGCACAAAUUUUCAUCUGUUGCCAUUCCAGCAGUGAGCUCUGGAAUAUUCAACUUUCCAGUCUCAAUUUGUGCUGAUGUUGUAGUCACCACAAUCAAAAAGUACAUUGAACAUAAGAACCCCACAAGUCCUCCAUUUGAAAUACACCUGGUAAACAACGAUGAUCCAGCCGUGAAGGAAAUGGAAAGGGCCUUCAAAGAGAUUCCUUUGGAGCCACUCUCUGAUGUCAUGAGGACAGGGCCAGAGGAUUCUCCAUCUACACUGGAAAGGACAGAGCACCUUGAGAGAAACACAGCCGGUCUAACAAAGGACACUGCAUCACAGGUCGCAUAUUUGUGGAAACAACAGGAAGCGGAAGUUGUUGUUUCUGUGGUCCCAUCUCAGAUUAGAGGUAACAACUUUGUCAUACGUCACAGUGCGUUCCUGACCCUUAGACCACACAGCUGGCUUGUUGGAGAGGUAUGUAAUCCAGGUAUUAACCCCCCCGCCCAAAAAGUGCUGGAUAAGGUCAUUGAAAGUCUCCUGCACCACUGGGCCAUUCGGCUGAAUCUGGGGAAUAAUAUCUACAUUAUGAACCACUACACGAGCGGUGUGAUCCUCUAUGGAGAGAGAGAGAACUAA
This is a messenger RNA of Oreochromis aureus, 1055 nucleotides long. RefSeq names its product protein mono-ADP-ribosyltransferase PARP9-like. The coding region runs from base 87 to 1055 and encodes 322 amino acids. The record is from RefSeq and is a predicted model, not a curated record. The transcript has 5 exons. NCBI's taxonomy places the organism in Eukaryota, Metazoa, Chordata, Actinopteri, Cichliformes, Cichlidae. Gene Ontology annotation, molecular function: transcription corepressor activity; ubiquitin-like protein ligase binding. Gene Ontology annotation, cellular component: nucleus; cytoplasm. Gene Ontology annotation, biological process: positive regulation of type II interferon-mediated signaling pathway; negative regulation of gene expression.